AUGGAGGUCGUCAACAUCACAGACUUUGGAAAAAAGAACCAUUCAGCUAUCAGGGAAUUUGUCUUGUUAGGCUUAACAAGUUCUCCUGAAAUACAGACACUUCUAUUCUGGUCAUUCAUAUUUAGCUAUGUUACAGCUCUGGUGGGUAACUUCCUUCUUAUCUUUAUCAUAUGCACUUCUAAGAAACUUCACACUCCAAUGUAUUUCCUCCUUGUCAAUCUGUCCUUGGUGAAUGUUCUCUCCAUCUCAACCACAACACCCAAAUUGCUACAGAUGCUUUUGUCAUGCAAAAGCACCAUCUCAUUUUAUGGUUGUAUCACCCAGGUCUAUUUUUUUAUAUUGUUCCUGGUGACAGAACUUCUGCUGCUGACAAGCAUGGCUUUUGACCGUUAUGUUGCAAUCUGUUACCCAAUGCAGUAUACACUUAUCAUGAGGAAGGAAGUGUGUGCUGCCAUAGCAGUUGGAAUAUGGGUCACAGGACUGAUAAAUUCUGCUGUUCAGUCCGGACUUGUCCUACAGCUAUCCUUCUGUGGAUCAAAUAUUAUCAAUCAUUUCUUCUGUGAUCUGCCUCCACUUUUAAAGCUAUCAUGCUCAGACACCAGCUUGAAUGAAACUAUGGCUUCUGUGGGAGAUGUAAUUUUUGCUGUUUUCAGUUGUGGACUGACCCUAGCAUCAUACGGAUUUAUUAUAAGGGCCAUCUUCAGGAUCCGUUCCACCGAAGGGAAGAAGAAAGCAUUCUCCACAUGUUCCUCCCAUCUCGUUGUCGUUAGUUUUUACUUUUCAUCAGUCAUCUACACAUAUAUCAGGCCCACUUCAGUCUAUUCUCUAAACAGAGACAAAAACAUAUCUCUCCUUUAUACAGUGGUAACCCCAGUUAUUAAUCCAAUCAUAUAUUCACUAAGAAACAAAGAAGUAAAGGAAGCUCUCAAGGCCUAUAUUGGAAGAGGCAGAAUGUUCCCCAGAGAUCAAGAUUAA
Messenger RNA from Candoia aspera, 975 nucleotides. RefSeq names its product olfactory receptor 13G1-like. Bases 1 to 975 code for a protein of 324 amino acids. The record is from RefSeq and is a predicted model, not a curated record. Gene Ontology annotation, biological process: G protein-coupled receptor signaling pathway. Gene Ontology annotation, molecular function: G protein-coupled receptor activity; olfactory receptor activity; odorant binding. The transcript has 2 exons. Gene Ontology annotation, cellular component: membrane. NCBI's taxonomy places the organism in Eukaryota, Metazoa, Chordata, Lepidosauria, Squamata, Candoiidae.